UAUAUGCAUAGAGAGAGAGAGAGAGAGAGAGAAUAUAACGAGCAGCUUGUUGUUGCAUGCAGCAUGUGCCUCUCCAGUUGAUCGAAUUAAGUGCCAGCUAAUGUUCUGCGCUCGCAGCGCCCGCGGGACCGGGACCCGGGACUGCAAUUGACUGCCACACACCGGAUAUGCAAGCGGCGCAACGUUCGUCGAGAGAGAGAGAGAGAGAGAAAAGUGUAACACCCCCGCCCAGGAAGCUGCAGCAAUAAGUGCUAAUCAGUAGUAACCCAGAACCACGCAGCGGCGCAGGCCCACACCCCGGCCCCGGAUGUAGGGCAAUAAUUGCCAAUUUCAGUUUCCAAGUCCAAUUGGAGAAAAAUCUCGAAAAUUGUGUGUGUGCUUUGUUUUGUUUUGUUUUUUGUGCCAGUCCGCAGUCAUGUCAUGCCCAGGCAACUCGUAAAAUACAAAACACGAGUACGAGUACGAGUACGAGUUCGAGAGUAUUUCUGGCAAAAACAAAACAAAACUCUGACUCCAAGUAACUCUUGACUGCGCGUCACGCACCGCGAACAGGGAUCGGAGCGGAGCCUCCCUUUCUGCCACUGCCACUGCCACUGCCAGUCUCUUUCCUGACUGACUCCCGUUGCACUCUCACAAUGCACAGGCUGGUGCUUCUUCGACUGCUGCACUGGUGGCCAGCGGCGCUGCGUUGGCUGCCCUCAAGCCGCACUUUCGGCAACAAUCCCCCCUGCCACUGCUGAUAGAAGGGGGAUCCCAAACACACACACAGAGACAGAGAAAAAGAAUCGAAAAAGGGGGUACAACUGCCAGCAAAAAGCUGGACAGAUAGAGACAGACACCGUCUUAGUGUAAAGGUGCGUUGCACUUCCGCGCUCUUGCUCGUUGCCUUUUUGUUGUCAUUGAUUCCGCGGAUAGCAUGCGGCAGGGGCAGCGAACGGCAACAGCUGCUGCGACAAUACUACGAGACGACGCGACGAGCCACAAUAGUUGCAGCGAUUAUUUCGAGCAUCCGCCUUCCACUGCUGCUCGUCCGCCCCCACCGUCUCCACCGUCUCCACCGCUCCUACUUGCCACCGCUGUAGUUGUUGCUGCUGUCUUCCGUAACGUGGCCAGAACGUUGCCGGGCAAUUAUUAUUUUGUAAGACGUUUUACAAUUUAAUGGUUUUCAUGAAUGGACUUGGAUCCGACCCUCUGUCAGCAAAGGAGGCAGAGGGCCCUCCGGUUCAGGUUGAACCAGUUGAUUUGAGCCUACGUUCGCCGCGCGCGAGCACUUCGCAUGGGAGCAGCGGCAGCAGUGGCAGUGGCAGCGGCAGCUGUAAAUCCUCAUCGACCACCAAAGCAGUCCACGGCAGCAGCAGCAGCAGCAUCAACUACAGCAAUGGCAAACAGACUGGAUCAUUCUCAUCCGCGUCCAGCUAUGCGGCCGGUGCCUCGGCUGGUGCUGGUGCUGGUGCUGGUGCUGGUGCCUCGUCGUUGGGGGCCUUUGGCCGUCAGCAGCAGCAGCCCACUCAGCAACAACUUUAUGCCUCCGGUGUGUCCAAGUUGCCAUUCUCGCCAUUCUUUGCCGCGUCGCCAUUCUUCUUCACCUACCGCCGGAUUAGCGGUGGAGCUGGCGCCGGUGCUGGUGCUGGUGCCGGAAGCGGCAAGCAGGAGGACAACAACAACAGCUGCAGCUACAACAAUGGCAGCAGCGGCGGCAGCAGCAGCAACUCAUCCUCGCUCAUGCAGGACUACGACCGCAAGUUCAGCCUGUUGAGCCUCUUCAAGAAUCCCUACAAGUUCAGCGAUGGGCAAACGGCGCGAAAGACCUCACCGACGGGCGGCAGUGGCAGCAAGUCGGCGGUGGGUGCCACCGCCUGCUCCUCCUCAUCCUCCGCAGCCAGCUGGAAGAGCUACGCGGGCUCGGGGUCACCGCACGCUGCCCUCAAUCCGGCCUUUGGUGGCAUGGCUCUGGGCGCCACACGCAAGGACAACAGCAGCUUCAGCGGCAUCAAUUUUGGCAGCGGAGCAUCCUCCUUUGCUCGGUCCACCUGCUCCGAUGCGACGGCCAAUGGCGGCGGCUACAAUGAUCUCUCCAAGAACCGCAAGGUACACAAAUGCGACACCGAGGGCUGCGACAAGGUCUACACCAAAAGUUCGCACCUCAAGGCGCACAAGCGAACGCAUACGGGUGAGAAGCCGUAUGUGUGCACCUGGGAGGGCUGCAUCUGGCGCUUUGCCCGCUCCGAUGAGCUGACCCGACACUACCGCAAGCACACGGGCGUGAAGCCCUUCCGCUGUCAGCUGUGCACGCGGAGCUUCAGCCGCUCCGACCAUCUGUCGCUGCACAUGCGCCGCCACUGAGCAGCAAGGAGGAGAGGACUGUGAGGACUGUGACUGCCGAUCUGGCCAUACAUACACAAACAUAUCUACAUAUCCAUAUAGACGCCGAGAAUACUCAUCGAAGAUGCUGACUACUCGCUCCUGACUACUCGUAUUUAUAUUUUUCCCAUUCAUUGUUCACUCAUUGAGACCAGAUUUUUCACAUAUAUUAACCUAAGUAAUUGCCUAAGUAGCUCAAUUUAGUGUUAGGCGGGCUCAAAGCCUCAAUCUACUUAUAGGGUAUCCAUAGUGCUAGAGCUGAAGAAUUUGUAAAAUUCGUUCACACAUUUCGCGGACAAACAAAACCCCCAGAGACAAUUGCCUUCAGAAGCCAAGUUACGAAUGGAUUUAAACAAAACCUACUAAUCGUACGUUAAACAUUACAUACUCGUAGCAGUUAUCCACAUAGUAUACAGUUUAUAUACAUACAAUAUACUUAUGUUUGUAGUACAGUUAGUUUUCUUUGGAUUGGUGCUAGCAACUUGCGUGUAUAUAAUAUACAUUCAUACAUUUACAUUUCUACUUUGUUAAGACACAUUUUAACUAAUUUUAGAUGCAAUUUUUAUUGGUUAUUAAGUAGAAAAUUUUAUACGAAAACGACACAAAAGA
Molecule: messenger RNA, 2970 nt
Organism: Drosophila subobscura
Lineage: Eukaryota; Metazoa; Arthropoda; Insecta; Diptera; Drosophilidae
Product: Krueppel-like factor luna
Exons: 5
Coding region: 1159-2343 (394 amino acids)
Biological process (GO): regulation of transcription by RNA polymerase II
Molecular function (GO): DNA-binding transcription factor activity, RNA polymerase II-specific; RNA polymerase II cis-regulatory region sequence-specific DNA binding
Source: RefSeq, a predicted model, not a curated record